AUGCAAACAAACGAGACAGCAAACGGCGAUGGUGAAAAUAAUAACAAUCUUCUCGCAAGUGAUAAAAUCACCCUCAAUGUGGGAGGAAUUAAGUACGAAACAUUCAAGUCCACCUUAACUUCUUAUCCAACAACCUUACUUGGUUCAAUAUUUUAUCAUUAUAGUGAUGAACAAAAUCCAUUAGCUGAUCCAAAUCAUGAAAAUGAAUUCUUUUUAGAUCGAGACGGUCACUUAUUUCAUUACAUAAUGCAAUUUUAUAGAACUGGAAAAGUACCGACGAUAGAACAAGCAAUUGGAUUAAUUCCAAUUACGGCUCAAGAAUUAGAUGAUGAAUUAGAAUAUUUUAAAAUUCCAACAUAUCCACCAUCAUCAUUUUCAGCUACAACAUUAUCACCUUCGUUACUUUCACUUCGCCAUAAAAUGAUUGCAACCGAGAUAGAUUCAUUCACUUCUACAUUAAGUAAUACAUUGUUAACAAUUUCAUCCCAAUUUAAAAAAGAAUUUUUCUUUAAAAGGCAAUUUCAAAUUCGAUUUGAGAUAUCAUUUCAUAACAAUGAACGUAUAUCAGAUUUUAAUAUUAACCCGAGUGUAAAUAGUACUAUUAAAACUCAAUUACAAAAAAGCUUUGAUUGUUUUGCCCCGUUAGGUUAUGCUAUAUUGGAUAGAUUUGGUGAAGAAAUUGGUAGAUAUAUGACAACUACUGUACAAGGUUGUACUUGGGAAUGUAAUAAAGUUGAAGAAUUUGGUUGGGGUGGUUUACAACAAAUGUAUAAAGUUAAAAUAGGUGUUGAGAAUAGUUUUGAACAUGAAGAUGUUUUGAAUAAUUGUUGUCUUAAUUCUACCUCUGAUUCAAUUGGCAGUUGUGAUUGA
Messenger RNA from Rhizophagus irregularis DAOM 181602=DAOM 197198, 870 nucleotides. RefSeq lists its product as uncharacterized. The record is from RefSeq and is a predicted model, not a curated record. Gene Ontology annotation, biological process: protein homooligomerization. NCBI's taxonomy places the organism in Eukaryota, Fungi, Glomeromycota, Glomeromycetes, Glomerales, Glomeraceae.